CACAAUCUAUCAGAAGAUUUAUUUAUUUAUUUCAAAUUUCUUCAAAACCAAAAUUUCUUGUAUCGUCCGUUGAGGAGAAACUUCAAACGAACCAGCCAGCCAUGAACGAUCUUCUCUCCCGCUCUUUCAAACGCUCCGUAGCCGACGACUCAUCGCCGCCUCACUCGCACACUAUCGAGAUGCCAAAGGCUAAGUACUCAGACGAGAACAAUCUCGACAAGUUCUUCCUCGACGUGGAGGAGGUUAAUAAUGAUCUAAAAGAGCUCGAUCGCCUAUGUCACAGUCUCCAAGUAAGCCACGACAAGAGCAAGACGCUCCACAACUCUAAGGCUGUCAAGGAGUUGAAGGACAAGAUGGAUUCUGACGUGUCUAAGGCGCUCAAGACGGCGAAGCGUGUGAAAGGAAACCUCCAGGCACUGGAUCGUUCGAAUGAAGUGAACCGGAGUUUACCGGAAUGCGGACCGGGUUCAUCUUCUGACCGGCAAAGGAUGGCGGUGGUUAACGGGUUGAGGAAGAAGCUGAAAGAUGCGAUGAACCAUUUUAUGCGAGUGAGAGAGACUAUCUCGACGGAAUAUAGAGACACAAUUCACCGGUUGUACUUCACCGUCACCGGAGAAAAUCCCGACGAGGACACCGUCGAUCACCUAAUCUCUACAGGAGAAAGCGAAACAUUUUUGCAAAAAGCUAUACAAGAACAAGGUCGGGGUAGGAUUUUGGACACCAUAAACGAGAUACAAGAGAGGCAUGACGCAGUGAAAGACAUUGAGAAGAGCUUGAACGAGUUGCAUCAGGUGUUUCUUGACAUGGCCGUCUUGGUUCAGAGCCAGGGUGAACAGCUGGACACCAUUGAAGACAGCCUCAAACGAACCAAUACGAUUAUCCGUUCCGGUGCAGACCAGCUUGUUAAGGCGCGGUUCUAUCAGAAGAACACGCGUAAGUGGACUUGCUACGCGGUUUUGAUACUGAUCAUUAUUGUGGUUUUAGUUGUGUUGUUUACGGUUAAACCUUGGGAAAAUAACAAUGGUGGUGGUGGAGGAGGUGGUUCGAACCGUCAAGCCACACCGGUGCAAGCUCAACCACCUCCAUCUCAGGCCCGACGUCUACUUCGUUAA
This is a messenger RNA of Brassica oleracea var. oleracea, 1112 nucleotides long. Its product is annotated as syntaxin-122-like. The coding region runs from base 102 to 1112 and encodes 336 amino acids. The record is from RefSeq and is a predicted model, not a curated record. Lineage: Eukaryota; Viridiplantae; Streptophyta; Magnoliopsida; Brassicales; Brassicaceae. Gene Ontology annotation, cellular component: endomembrane system; plasma membrane; SNARE complex. The transcript is spliced from 2 exons. Gene Ontology annotation, molecular function: SNARE binding; SNAP receptor activity. Gene Ontology annotation, biological process: vesicle fusion; intracellular protein transport; exocytosis.